This is a messenger RNA of Brachypodium distachyon (stiff brome), 1139 nucleotides long. RefSeq names its product transcription factor MYB4. The coding region runs from base 199 to 957 and encodes 252 amino acids. The record is from RefSeq and is a predicted model, not a curated record. Lineage: Eukaryota; Viridiplantae; Streptophyta; Magnoliopsida; Poales; Poaceae. The transcript is spliced from 3 exons.
UCUUGCUUGUCCCGGGGCGCUCUCCUGCAUCGUCUAUCUCUAUCGCAUGGCGCCUUUAAAUACCCCGCCGCGAGCCGAGGCCCAGCUAGCCUGCCAGCCAGCCAGCCCCGCCCCCCUCCUCUCCUAGGCCUCUCUUCCCUCCCCUGCCGUCGCCUCGAUCGAUCACGCCGCCGCGCCGCCGGAAAGGGAAAGGAGUCGAUGGGGAGAGCGCCGUGCUGCGACAAGGAGGGGCUGCGGAGGGGCGCGUGGAGCCCCGACGAGGACCAGCUUCUCGCCGACUACAUCGCGCAGCACGGCCACCCCAACUGGCGCGCCCUCCCCAAGCACGCCGGGCUGCUGCGGUGCGGGAAGAGCUGCCGGCUGCGUUGGAUCAACUACCUCCGUCCCGACAUCAAGCGGGGAAACUUCACCGCCGACGAGGAGGACCAGAUCAUCCGCCUCCACCACUCCCUCGGCAACAGGUGGUCCGCAAUCGCAGCGCAGCUGCCGGGACGCACUGACAACGAGAUCAAGAACGUCUGGCACACCCAUCUCAAGAAGAGGCUGCUGGAGGACAACCAGAAGACCACUCCCGGCGAUGGCGGCCGCCGCCAGAAGAAGCGCAAGCAGAAGGCCAAGGCUACUAAAAGCGCUCCCGUCAGUGUCAAGCAUGAGCAGCUCUCGCCGGGGCGGUCGAGCAGCAGCGUGACAUAUAACUCAACAGUGACUGAGACUGCGGCGCCCGUCUCGUCCUCGCCGGCCAUCACCAGCGCGAGCCACCAGCUUGUCAAGGAGGAGAGCUUCAGCUCGGCCGUGGUCACCGACGACAGCUUCUGGUUCUCGACGGAUGUAACGGGGAUGAUGAACCUUGGCAGUAUGGAAGAGGAGCUGAGCCUGGCGCCUACGAGGAACGAGGACAUGGAUUUCUGGCUCAAGAUGUUCGAGUCCGGAGACAUGAGGGACUUGGCCGUCUCUUAAUUAAUGAUCGAAAAAUCAUGUUUGUUAGUUGGGAUACCCGGAAGACUAGAGUUUUCUCUCUUUGUUUUACCUGUAUGUUUUCCCCAUCUUCCGGUGACAAAAUGUUUGGAAUUUGAGGUGAAUUCACCUUGUUUAGGAGAGAAAAACUGAAUACCCGUAGCUACAGUUCUUUUGUUCUUGUU